AAAACUAAUCCACUUUAAACACAUGGAAACAAAAAUUUAAGCUGCUUUAUGUUUCAAGUUUUGUAAAUAUUGUCAGUUGUGAUUUUGUUUUAUUGUGAAUAAUUAUUUAAACAUAUUAUAAUGAAGAUAAAACGUUAUAAGAGAGUUAAUAAAUAUCUACAAUUCUUUCGGACAAAUUAUGGUUUUCAUGCUCCUUACCAGGUUCUCAUAGAUGGUACAUUCUGUCAACGAGCUCUGAAAAAUAAAGUAAACAUUAAAGAACAAUUGCCUAAAUAUAUGGGCGAUGAAGUUAAAAUGUUUACGACUGUUUGUGUGAUUAAUGAAACUCAAAACAUUGGUCGAUCAGUAUAUGGAGCAUUUUUGAUUGUUAAACAAUUUGAUGUACGCAAAUGUGGCCAUGCAAAAAAUCCUUUGAAAGCAGCUGAAUGUAUUCGGUCAAUGGUUGGUGAAGAAAACGCAGACCAUUACAUCGUAGCCACCUCGGAUUUGAUCUUGACUCAACAACUAAGAAAGAUACCUGGAUGUCCAUUAAUGUAUCUUAAGAUGAAUACAUUGAAUUUGGAACCACCAUCGAAAGCCAGUGUUGAAGGUGGCCAUGAAAUAAAACGCAAACAAGUUGGAUCCGAUGAGGUUGAAAUUGAAAGGUUAAAGGAGCUGAAAAAAGAAAUUUUAGGCCCACAGGAGACAGAUAUUAGAAAGAAAAAGAGGAAAGGUCCUAAAGGACCAAACCCAUUGUCAUGUAAAAAGAAGAAAAAGAAAGCAGAAGUUAAUCAAAAGCCUGAUGAUAAAGCUAAAGAAGACGAAGAGAAAAGAAGAAGAAAGCGAAAUAGGAAAAAACUAUCGAAAAAUGGCAAAAUUGUACAAAAGGUUAUUGAUUCUCUAAGCUUGGAGAAAUCUCAAGAAAGCUGAAAAUUCUAUUUUAAUAAAUUAAUAAAAUAUUUCCGUUCCGUAUUUGA
Tetranychus urticae (two-spotted spider mite) is the source of this 956-nucleotide messenger RNA. RefSeq names its product rRNA-processing protein UTP23 homolog. Gene Ontology annotation, cellular component: small-subunit processome. Lineage: Eukaryota; Metazoa; Arthropoda; Arachnida; Trombidiformes; Tetranychidae. The record is from RefSeq and is a predicted model, not a curated record.